UAUUUGUUCAUGUGAUGAUGAAUAGGUUGGAGAAAGUGAAUUUGAAGAAGAUAUAAAGUGUAGCAAAGGUGGUUGGAACAGUGAUCACAGUAACAGGAGCAAUGGUGAUGACUUUGUAUAAAGGCGCUAUUGUUGAUAUCUUAUGGUACUCCAAAUCAGGAAAUCACCAUCAUAACACCACCAAUAGUACCUCUACUGAUCAGCAUUGGGUCAUGGGGACAUUCAUGAUCCUUGCCUGCACUUGUGGUUGGUCUGGUUUCUUCAUUGUGCAAUCAAUUACAUUGAAGCAAUAUCCAGCAGAGCUGUCUUUGACGGCGUCAAUAUGCUUGAUGGGCAUGGUGGAAGGUGCAGCCGUGGCACUUGCUAUGGAACGCGACAUGAGUGCCUGGGUGGUCGGUUUUGACUCGAGACUUCUUGCUGCAGUUUAUUCUGGGGUAGUUUGCUCCGGAGUAGCAUAUUAUGUGCAAGGUGUAGUGAACAAGGUUCGAGGUCCGGUGUUCAUCACAGCAUUCAGCCCUCUCUGCAUGAUCAUCACCGCCGUUCUCGGUGCCAUCGUCUUGGCGGAAAAAAUCCACCUUGGCAGUUUAAUUGGAGCAAUCAUAAUAGUGUUUGGAUUAUACUCAGUGGUGUGGGGGAAAAGUAAAGACUCUUUAAUCUCAGAAACAACAUUGACAGCAACUGAGAAAGACAAAGCCUAUGCAUUGCCAGUAGUUGAUGCUAAUAGAUCAACCAUUGUUGAUGAUACAAAUGAUUGUGGAUUUUCUGCCAAUAAGUUGAAGAUUCCUGGAAAAAAUUCUCUACCCCAAGAGCCAUGAUUCAGAAUAUUGCACAAAUGAGAAUCAAAUCUCUCUCUCUCUCUCUCUCUCUCUCUGUAUUGUUUCUAAAUGAUGCAACUCUUAUUUUGUACUUUGAGAUUCCAAUGUGGCUUAAGUUAAAUCAUUCUCAUUAUGA
This is a messenger RNA of Camellia sinensis, 951 nucleotides long. NCBI's taxonomy places the organism in Eukaryota, Viridiplantae, Streptophyta, Magnoliopsida, Ericales, Theaceae. The record is from RefSeq and is a predicted model, not a curated record.